AUGCUUCCAGAAGGUAACGUACUGCCAAGUCGUUAUUACGAGGCGAAGAAAAUACUGUGUCCGAUGGGUUUGGAGUAUGAAAAGAUACAUGCAUGUCCUAAUGAUUGCAUAUUAUACAGAAAAGAGUAUGUAAACUAUAACCAUUGUCCGAAGUGCAAGGCGUCACGCUACAAAAAGAGACAUGGUGAAUCUAGUGAUGAUGACGAGGUCAAAAAGGGUCCUCCCGCGAAAGUGGUUUGGUACCUACCAAUAAUUUCAAGGUUCAAGAGAUUAUUCGCUAAUGCAAACGAUGCAAAGAAUCUUAGAUGGCAUGCAGAAGAAAGAAAAUGUGAUGGACAAAUCCGCCAUGUAGCUGAUUCUUUGCAAUGGAAGAAAAUAGAUUCUUUGUUUCCAAAUUUUGGCAAAGAGUCGAGAAACCUUAGACUUGGACUUUCUACUGAUGGAAUGAAUCCGUUUGGUAAUCUAAAUACUAACCAUACUUCUUGGCCAGUUCUUCUGAUGAUUUACAACCUAUCUCCUAGGUUGUGCAUGAAGCGUAAAUAUGUGAUGUUAUCCAUGAUGAUUGCGGGCCCAAAACAACCAGGAAACGACAUAGAUGUUUAUCUAAGUCCACUGAUCGAUGAUUUAAAAGUGUUGUGGGAGGAAGGGGUGGAUGUUUUCGAUGCGCAUUCUGGUGAACAGUUCAAUAUGCGUGCCAUGUUGUUUUGCACCAUCAACGAUUUUCCGGCAUAUGGCAAUUUGUCUGGGUAUAAAGUUAAAGGGCAUAAAGCGUGUCCUAUAUGUGAAAAAGACACAUGUUACCAUCAGCUUGAAAAAGGAAAGAAGACUGUUUAUCUCGGGCAUCGAAAAUUUCUAAAUCGUUAUCAUCCAUAUCGUAGAUUGCGGAAAGCUUUCAAUGGGGAACAAGAGUAUGGUGUUGCUCCAAAACCCUUAACUGGAGAGGAAGUUUAUCAACGACAACAGGGCAUUACUGCUGUUUUUGGAAAGUACCAAAAGCGGCCUAUUGCGAAAAAUAUAUGGAAAAAGAGGUCGGUUUUCUUCGAUCUUCCAUAUUGGUCUAGUCUUGAGGUAAGACAUUGUAUUGAUGUGAUGCACGUGGAGAAAAAUGUAUGUGAUAGUGUAAUCGGAACACUUCUCAACAUUCAAGGCAAGACAAAGGAUGGUAUUAAUGCUCGUCUAGAUUUGGGCGUGAUGGGUAUACGAGAAGAGCUAACUCCACAAUAUAUAGGUAACAAGACGUAUUUGCCUCCUGCCUGCUACACUUUGUCGAAAAAAGAGAAAACAAGUUUUUGUGAGUGUUUAGAAAGUAUCAAAGUGCCGCAUGUGGCUAUUCGUGGGAUAUUGCCUAACAAUGUUAGGAAGACUAUAACUAGGUUGUGCCUGUUUUUCAAUGCAAUUUAUUGCAAAGCCAUUGAUCCAUUAAAGUUAGAAGAUUUGGAAAAUGAGGCUGCAGUUAUCUUGUGCCAAUUAGAGAUGUUUUUUCCUCCUUCAUUUUUUGACAUUAUGGUUCACUUGAUUGUUCAUCUAGUAAGGGAGAUUAGAUUAUGUGGUCCAAUUUUUUUACGGUGGAUGUAUCCAAUAGAGCGAUACAUGAAGAUACUAAAAGGGUAUACGAAGAACCCACACCGUCCGGAAGCAUCGAUAGUUGAGAGGUACAUUGCAGAAGAAGCAAUUGAGUUUUGUUCUAACUAUUUAUCGGAAAUGAAUGCUGUAGGGGUUCCCAAGUCUCGUCAUGAUGGAAGAUGUGAGGGUGUGGGUACACAAGGUUUAAAGAUCAAGAGCUUAAGUAUUGAUGUGGUUGUUCAAGCGCAUUUGUAUAUAUUGAAUAACACGGAUGAAGUUCAACCUUACUUAUCUGCUCACAAAAGCAUCAUAAAGAAAAAGUACCCCAAGAUGAGUGAAAGAGGGUUGUUAAAAGAGCAUAAUAAGAGUUUCUCUGAGUGGUUUAAAGAAAAAAUUGCUGGUGAUGAUAGUGCUUCAAAAACAAUUAAGUGGUUGUCCUAUGAGCCUAAAUGCAACAUAAUAACUUGGAGUGGAUAUGAUAUUAAUAAAACUUCCUUUUAUACAAAGGCAAAGGAAGACCGUAGUACCACACAAAAUAGUGGGGUUAUGAUUGUGGCCGAGUCCAUGCACUUCUCUAGUGCUAAAGAUAAAAACCCGGUUAUGGCAUCUACACCCUACUUUGGAGUGAUUGAAGAGAUUUGGGAAGUUGAUUAUGUUGUGUUUAAAGUUCCUGUAUUUAAAUGCAAAUGGGUUGAUAUCAAUAGUGGUGUAAGAAUUGAUGAAUUUGGAGUUACAUUGGUUGAUCUUAGCAAGUUAGCUUAUGCGGACGAACCUUUCAUCAUGGCAUCUCAAGCAAAACAAGUUUUUUAUGUCACAGAUCCUUGUAAUAAAAGGUGGUCCGUUGUUCUACAAGGAAAGGUGCAUGAUAGUGAUGAAAAUCAAGAUGCGAAUCUUGAUAUUUCCGAAACUCCUCCUCUCUCAACAAAUGUGCCUACCUUCAUUGAAGAAGAUGUAGAAGAUGAUGUGCAUGCUAUUCGCACAGAUCAUGAAGAAGGGAUAUGGGAGAACUAG
Molecule: messenger RNA, 2574 nt
Organism: Vicia villosa (hairy vetch)
Lineage: Eukaryota; Viridiplantae; Streptophyta; Magnoliopsida; Fabales; Fabaceae
Exons: 3
Coding region: 1-2574 (857 amino acids)
Source: RefSeq, a predicted model, not a curated record